UAAUUAUACAGUAUAUUGAUACAUAUUUUUUUUUUUUUAGAGUGUGUGGCUAAAUUUGAUUUAAAUUUAGAAUAUUGAACUAAACAAUGUUUUAAGGAACAUUUACAUUGUCAUACUUGUUCGAGAAUGCUAAAUCAUGGGAAAGCAGUUCGGAAAUUUGGCCAAAAUUAAUGGCAUUGUCUUUUUCCGUCUUAGUCCAUAUGAACAAAAAGCCUUCAAAGGAAUAAUCGCCGAAGGUCUACCAAAUUUGCUACGGCGUUUCCAAGAUCGUGUAUUUCGUGUUGCACCUUUUUUCAUGUUUUCCUACUUGCUUGUAAAUUGGGCAAAGGAGACGAAUGAUGCUUUUUCUCGCAAAAACCCCAAGGAUUAUGAAAAUGAUACGUAAAAUAUGAAUGAAUAGAUUUUUUUAGAUUUAAUAAUGUAGACACAUCAAAAUAUAUAUUGUAAAUUGCCAAUCAAUCUCCAGCAUUGAAAUAAAGAAAUAAAUUAUUAAUGUA
This is a messenger RNA of Cataglyphis hispanica, 497 nucleotides long. RefSeq names its product cytochrome b-c1 complex subunit 8-like (gene UQCR-Q). Lineage: Eukaryota; Metazoa; Arthropoda; Insecta; Hymenoptera; Formicidae. Gene Ontology annotation, biological process: mitochondrial electron transport, ubiquinol to cytochrome c. The transcript has 3 exons. The coding region runs from base 137 to 385 and encodes 82 amino acids. The record is from RefSeq and is a predicted model, not a curated record.